Messenger RNA from Monosiga brevicollis MX1, 2956 nucleotides. RefSeq lists its product as uncharacterized. The transcript has 23 exons. Bases 14 to 2956 code for a protein of 980 amino acids. The record is from RefSeq and is a predicted model, not a curated record. Lineage: Eukaryota; Choanoflagellata; Craspedida; Salpingoecidae. Gene Ontology annotation, biological process: mitochondrion organization. Gene Ontology annotation, cellular component: SAM complex.
GCAGCGGGUGAAAAUGGCGGCACCGGUUCAGAGUGGUGGUGCCAGUGGUGGUGAUGGGAUGUUGUUGGGGUAUCGGGAGGUGGAUCGGAUGCUGGUGGACAUCUUUGCAGCUGCGGGGACAGAUGAGUUGACUGUGCCAGUGUUCAAAGAUGCGCUUCAGCAGCGACCUCAGUUGCAAGCCUUUGUUCUGGCGGCAGCCAACGACGACUUUCAGUUUUUGAUGGAGCGCGUGACGAACGAAGGCCGUGUGCAAUUGGGCCCCUUGUUGCGAUACCUUGAACCCAAUGCCUGGAAGGCACGCAUGCGCACACCCACCGGCACGGACAAUCUUGAGGUGGCAGCCAACCUGAGUGCUCAGCAUGGGAUGAAUGUGCGCGUGGAGCCUACCCCAAAGCUUUACACUUAUGCGGCCGGCGAGCACCAUCUGGUAUCCAAGCAUUUGGGUUGCAUGAUUGCCAUCAACAUGUUUCGGGCUUGCGAGGCAUCUUGCGAGGUGGUUCACUCGAGCAACCAGGGCAUGAGCCCGCAAGAAGCGCUACCGCUUUUGCAGCGUCAUGAUGACACGCUUGUUGUUGAGCUCCCGGUCAUCUGCGAUUACGCUCGUCAACGGGGCCGUGAUAUUGAUGCAGACUUGAGUUCGGCCGAUGUGGCACUCGUGGCCAACGUCUCGCAAGCGGUCUUUGGUACCUUGCUUCCCAUUCUGAUGCACGACCUGUGGACUGGCGAAGCAAACGAGGCUGCAGCAGGCUUGCAGCUGUACUUGAACGACACCUAUGCCUUCCCUCUGAACCACUUUCUAUGCUGGCGCUACCGUGACCGAGCGCAUCGUCAGUGCCAGCGUCUGCUGCUCACUGAAGAAGUUACCGUUAGCAAGCUGGAUCGGCUCUUCAAGCAACAAGUGUCAUCCAUUGCCGCCCUCCUUGAGGCUCGCACGGGACCUUACUUUUGCGGCGACUCGGUAUGUUCGGCUGACAUUAUCGUCGGGAGUCUGUACGAGUACUGCCUCAAGCUGCCGCACCGGAGCGGGCUACGCCAAGCGGUGAUCAGCGAUGGCUGUCUGAAGGUUGACUCGGACGUGGUGUUUGAAACUGGCGGUUGCCUGCGCGAGGACAUGCGUUUCGUGCGUCUGAUUCGACCAGCAGCCAUGUCGGCCGAGGAGAAAGGCCAAGUGGCUGAUCUGCUCGAAGCGCGCAUCCCUUUAUUCCGGCAUCCUUCCCAUGCACAGCCCGUUCGUGCGGCUGAAUAUUCUCAGCAUUACGAGUGCAAAGUUUGUGGCUUCAAUCAAAUCAACGAGAAGGAACGGCGCCGUUGGUAUGCCGAUGCCCUUCAUCAGCAACCUGGUGUGCCAAAGGCAAUCUGCGAGCUUUGCAUGCGUGGCGUCUAUGAUGUAGUCCAGGCCGCACGGCCCGUGCUGGAGGCGGGUGAAUGGGUUCCUUUUCAUGGCUUUCGGGAUCAAGUGGGCUACAUUGAAAGAAUCGAUGCAGCCAUGCGCAGUGGGGCCUUGCCAUGGCGUGGUGAUACCAAGCGUGUCAUCUGCUUGAGCAUGCAUGGCAUCAAAGUGGAAGCAGAGCCCAAUCUCAUCUCGCGCAUGGGCUCCAUUGCCUCAGCGGUGAAGCACAAUAAUCAGUCAGGGUUCACUAUGGACUUUCGGUCUGUGUUCUCCAUGAACUUUUUGGACGAUGAUCCCAACUUUAUUGUGACCGUGCUGGAGGGCGAUGCGCAGCGUGGCGGUUAUUGUCAUGUCUUCUCGGCUGCCAACGCCGAGGUCUCAAGUCUAUUGGUGGACUUGUUCUUCCACGUGGUGGAUGAGCUGUACUCUUCCACUGUCAUGAUGGCUUUGGACGACUGCAUUGCUGCUGGAGCCGAGGGUCGUCUAACUAUGGAGCAGGCAGUCCUUAACCAAUUGUCGCCCGAUGACGACCUUACGCUGGGGCAGCGCGUAUUUGUCAAGGCCAAGGGGCCAGCUUCUGCCCAGCGCAUGGGCCACCGGCCUCCAAACUUUUCGCGCAGUGAAUCCGAAUCAGAAGACUCGGACACAGGCGAACAGGAAGUGGCUGCGGGCAGACAGGCCGGUCGCCAUUCCCGCACGGAUCGAGCAUCGGAAAGCGAGGACAGCGAUGAAGAUACUAGCAGGGGGCCUAUCGACGAAGAAAGUGACGACGAUGAGCAACUCGCUGAGCUCGAUAGCCUGGGUCUAGCCGAGGGGCAGGAGGACGAGGAGAUGAUGAGCGCCGUGGAAGUUGGUAAAAUGCGACGAAUCAAAUCACGCAUGCGCCCCGGUGCGGGUGGUGCCAAAACACCCCGCCGCUCCGAUAAGCGAAGCAAAGACGAUGAUGGCAACGAAGAAGCAGCACCCCUACCUCCCGACGGACCACAAAGCAUUUUUGAUCUCUUUGGUCUCAAUGAGCCUCAGCAUGUCGAGCCCACAACCGGGGUUGUGCUUCGGCGUCCAAAGAACAACAACCUACAUGGCAAGCGCCGCUCGUCGAUGGAUCGCUGGACAAUGAUGGACAUUGCUGAGCAGGCCAGACCAGGUCCAGUCCGCGCUCUGCCCGCUCACAUCGAAACCAUUCCCGAUGAAAGCGAGGAGGAGUCUGAGGCAAGCAUGCCUCGGCCGGCCCCGCCACGACCCAUGGGCGUCAAGGUGCUCCCCACGCAAGCCAUGCCCCGUGCCCAUGCGCCGGUCGAGCCGCCAUCCACUCAGGCGGCAGCACGGGUGCAAGAGCUAAUGCAGGACAUUCAUCAGCGACUGCCGGAUAAGGUGCGCCCUUUUGGCUUGGCGAUCCGAGAUUAUCGGCAAAAUCGCGACGUCAAAAUGUUGGCGGACACGUUGUUGGCCAUCUUCCCGGCGCAACAUCGGCACUUGAUCCACAAGCUGGAAAGCAUGCUUCCUCCGGAGCACCGGCAGUGGUUCAAUCGCAUGGUGAAACGCGCCGAGGAAGAGGAUUCAGAGUAA